AUGGAUCUCCCAAAUUUAACUGGAAAAAAUGUUGGGCUGCUGAAAAGAAUCCAGGAUAAAGUGAAAGAGGAAAACCCUGUCCAGGAUCUUAUUUUCCUUCACUGCAUCAUCCAUCAGGAAUCCCUGUGUAAGUCUGUAUUGCAGCUUAAUCAUGUCGUGAAUCCAGUCGUAAAACUUGUGAACUUUAUACGAGCAAGGGGACUUCAGCACCGUCAGUUUAUUACGUUCCUGGAGGAAACUGAUGCGGAUCAUCAGGACUUGCUGUACCACUCUCGUGUCCGCUGGUUAAGUUUGGGGAAAGUGUUACAACGAGUGUGGGAGCUGAAAGAAGAUAUCAUCGCAUUUUUGGAGUUGAUGGGGAAAUCUGACGAAUUCCCUGAGCUAAGCGACAAGAACUGGCUUAGUGACUUUGCGUUUGCUGUGGACAUAUUUUCACACAUGAAUGAGCUGAAUGUGAAACUGCAGGGGAAAGAUCAGUUUGUUCACGACAUGUGCAAACAUGUGAAAGCCUUCAAAUCCAAGCUCACUUUGUUCUCCGGACAAAUUGCGAACAAAUCUUUCGCUCAUUUCCCCACACUUGCCAUGCAGGAAGAGGCACCGCGAAACGCAAAAAAUACAGCAAAUCACUUGAGGACCUGCACGGAGGAUUCUGCCAUAGGUUCUCUGAUUUCGAAAACAUUGAACAGUCACUUCAGCUGGUGUCCUGCCCCCUGUCACAAGACCCUGAAACAGCACCACAGGAGCUACAGUUGGAACUGA
Molecule: messenger RNA, 759 nt
Organism: Callorhinchus milii (elephant shark)
Lineage: Eukaryota; Metazoa; Chordata; Chondrichthyes; Chimaeriformes; Callorhinchidae
Product: general transcription factor II-I repeat domain-containing protein 2-like
Exons: 1
Coding region: 1-759 (252 amino acids)
Source: RefSeq, a predicted model, not a curated record